Triticum aestivum (bread wheat) is the source of this 1887-nucleotide messenger RNA. RefSeq lists its product as uncharacterized. The record is from RefSeq and is a predicted model, not a curated record. The transcript has 9 exons. Lineage: Eukaryota; Viridiplantae; Streptophyta; Magnoliopsida; Poales; Poaceae. The coding region runs from base 1 to 1887 and encodes 628 amino acids.
AUGGAGGAGUCGCGCAUCAGAACAUGCAUAAGGAACAAUUCAAGGCUGCAAGCACUCGGAAUUCCUGCACUAUCGACAUUGUUUGCAGCCAAAACAGUCAUUUCACCUGAAAAAAAUAAACCGAAGCAUAGUAGUGAUGAUUCUGAAGCUGAGUACCAUCCUAACGAGGACAAUACCAGUGAAGGAGAGUCAUCCGAUGAUAGUUUAGUAGAUGAAACAGAAGCACUGCAGUCCACACCUGCUGCAAGCUCAAACUCUAAGGGCUGUAAGAAGACUAGUCAGAAAACUAGUAAGAAAAGAUCUGCUGCCAUGCCCCCUGGUGGAGUCAAGCCUCGGCCUCCUAAGAGAGUUCAUGCGGACCUCCCAACUAAUCCACGAGUCACAAGGUCGAAGAAAGCUCUAUUACAAGAUGCUGAUGCAGGUACUCAAAGUGAGGAAAUGUCUGAUCCUAAACAUCAGACUCCAAGUGUCAUCCAUAAGCCAACUGCUUCUAUGGCUUGUGUCCGCCCAGCUGAAGAAAUUGUUCCCAACUUUGAUGACCAUGGUGUUGAAGGUGAUGAUCCUGGACAUUGUGAUGAUGACAACUGGAUUGCCAAUGGAGCUGAUCUCAUUGCCCAUCGUGAUGAAGAAAAUGAGAUGGCAAACGAAGCUGGUGGUAGUGCCCAACCAAAUCAGCAAACCCAACCUAACAAUAACUCCGAAGAUAUUGCCUUGUUGAAAUCUGCUCGAACCGUGUCUUCCGUUCCAGUUAACCUAUGCAUUUGUAACAAUCGGAAACACACCAACAUGACAUAUACUGCAAUAUUCCAUUUAGUUGUUGUUGCCAUAUGUCCACAAUCCUAUGAGGAGCCAAGGGAAAGGGGCCCCAAUUUGGGAAAAGGUCUGGAAAGGAUCACUCGAUGCCGGCAGGGCAAACUGCCGCUUGUCAUUCCAGAAGGGAAGUUAAGGCCGGAGGCACCUCUUCUUGCUGCAAAGUUCGCAACUGAAUGCAACAUCACAGUUAGACACCAUAUGCCCGUGUUUAAGCACUGGAAGGAUUACAAGGACCCAGAUGGACAUGUCCGAGAUGGGAUCUUCAGGAACUUUGUAGGAAAAGUUGGUAACAAGUUUCAGAUGGACGUUGAUGCUGUGCCAGUUAGGAAGGCUUGUACUGAAAUGCUGAAACAUGCGACUCGCCAACAACGAUAUAGGCUCAAGAAAGAGUAUUUUGACCCUCACCCACUCCAUUUGGUGACGAGAACGUCUCCUGUCCCCUCGAUGACUGAUGAGCAGUGGAAUGAGCUAGUGGAAAGCUGGAAGGAUCCCAAAAAUAUGGGGAUAUGUGAAACUAACAAAAAUAAUCGAGCUCAAGUUAAGUUUCACCAAACCACUGGCUCGCGCAGCUACCCUGUGCACUGUGAUAAUCUGGGAGACAAAUACAAAGAUAAAGAACCCACUGCAUUGGAUUUAUUCAAGGAGUGCCACUACAGCAAGAAAAAGAAAAGCUACACCGGUGUUGUCCAAGCUGCAAUUACCGAGAUGGAAAACAAGGCCUCUCAGCCUACAGAAGAUGGACAGGAAUCGAACUCCGCGACCGAGGCUGUAGCUGAAGUGCUUGCUAAGCACACUAAGAAGCCAAGGUUUCUUCAGCAUGUGGGGAUCCAGCAUGUCCAUGCGAGAUCUGGCGAUAGCAACUGUCAAGUAGAGUUGGCAAAGAGGGGCAAUGUCGAGCUUCAGGCACUUGUUGACACCUUGACCAAGCAGUUGAAGGAGUCCGAAGAAGCAAGGACCGGGCAAGACAAGGAGCACAGGAAGAGAGAUGAGGAGAACAGGAAGAAGCAAGCUGAGAUGGAUGCAAAACUGGACUUUUUGCUAAGUCAGUUGCAAGCAAGAUCAGCUCAAGGGUAA